Zygotorulaspora mrakii is the source of this 1116-nucleotide messenger RNA. It is a transcript of the gene COQ2, whose product is annotated as 4-hydroxybenzoate octaprenyltransferase. The transcript has a single exon. Gene Ontology annotation, biological process: ubiquinone biosynthetic process. Bases 1 to 1116 code for a protein of 371 amino acids. Gene Ontology annotation, cellular component: mitochondrial inner membrane. The record is from RefSeq and is a predicted model, not a curated record. NCBI's taxonomy places the organism in Eukaryota, Fungi, Ascomycota, Saccharomycetes, Saccharomycetales, Saccharomycetaceae. Gene Ontology annotation, molecular function: 4-hydroxybenzoate polyprenyltransferase activity.
AUGUUGUUCUAUCAUGGACUUGGAGUAAAAGGCCUCAAAGAUUUUUCUGUAAGACAUGCAAGAACGAGGUUCUUAAAUGGUAAGUUCGCCUCACCCAUUAUUCCUGCCAAAAGUUGGUUAAGAUUCGCCUCGAGUAAAAUCUCUAGCGAGGCCUUCACUCCUGAGCAAUUGAAAGAAGCACAAUUGGCAAGGCUGAAUGGAUUAGGGCCAUAUGUAUCUAAGUUGCCAAAGAGUAUUAUUCCGUAUGCUGAGCUCAUGAGACUGGAAAAGCCAGUGGGUACUUGGCUGCUUUACAUCCCAGGCACUUGGGCCAUCUUAAUGGGGGCAAUGGAAGUAUCUGCAUCCUUGGGACAAACCUUGUGGAUGCUUGGUAUAUUCGGUAUCGGAUCCCUGAUUAUGAGGGGUGCUGGUUGCACGAUAAAUGAUUUAUUGGACCGUGAUCUGGAUAGUAAAGUCUUAAGAACUGUAGAAAGGCCAAUUGCAUCGGGAAGAGUAUCUCCAAUCAAAGCAAAGAUUUUUCUAGCAGGCCAGACAGCUGUUGGGGUUGGUAUACUCGCUGCGCUGCCUGCGCAAUGCUGGUGGCUAGGUUUAGCAUCAUUGCCACUAGUAUUCACGUAUCCACUUUUCAAACGGUUUACAUACUACCCGCAAGCUAUUUUGAGUGCUUGCUUCAAAUGGGGGGCAAUUUUGGGGUUCCCAGCAAUGGGCGUCAUAGAUUGGCCCACCAUGAUUCCAUUGUACACUGGUAGUUUUCUCUGGUGUAUGAUAUAUGAUACCAUAUAUGCACAUCAGGAUAAGGAAUUUGACGUCAAGGCGGGAAUUAAAUCAACUGCUUUAGCAUGGGGUGACAAGACAAAACCAAUCUGUAGUGUUCUCGCAACAUCACAGAUCGCAUUAUAUGCUGUGGCAGGAAUUAACAGUGGACUAAUCUGGGGCCCGGGGUUUAUUGGCGGAUUAUCCCUUUUUGCCUACAGAUUAUAUACAAUGAUUAAAAACGUGGAUUUGAACAAUCCGGCUGCAUGCUGGAAGGCAUUCAUCAGUAAUAUUAGUACAGGACUCUAUUUUUCAUACGCGUUAUUCUUCGAUUACAUUCUAAGACUAAUUGGAGUCUUGUAA